Molecule: messenger RNA, 1394 nt
Organism: Anolis sagrei ordinatus
Lineage: Eukaryota; Metazoa; Chordata; Lepidosauria; Squamata; Anolidae
Product: 26S proteasome non-ATPase regulatory subunit 8
Biological process (GO): proteasome-mediated ubiquitin-dependent protein catabolic process
Cellular component (GO): proteasome regulatory particle; cytosol; nucleus
Source: RefSeq, a predicted model, not a curated record
AUGGCCGCGGGGACGACAGUGGUGAUGGCGGCAGGGGCGAUGGCGGGGGGCCCGGUGCUGAACGGAGCCGAGGCGGGCAGCGUGGCCGGGCUCCAGGAGGCCGCCGGCAUGUACGAGCAGCUGCGCGCCGAGUGGAACCGAAAGAACCUCAACCUCCACAAGUGCGGGGACCUGCUGGGCCGCCUCAAGUUAGCCCUGCUUGAACUCAACUUCCUUCCCACCACAGGCUCAAAACUAACUAAACAGCAGCUUAUCUUGGCAAGAGACAUCCUUGAAAUUGGGGCUCAGUGGAGUAUCCUGAAGAAAGACAUCCCCUCUUUUGAGAGAUACAUGGCCCAGCUCAAGUGCUACUAUUUUGAUUACAAAGACGAGUUACCAGAGUCAGCCUACAAACACCAGCUCUUGGGUUUGAACCUCCUGUUCCUGCUGUCCCAGAACCGCGUUGCUGAGUUCCACACAGAGCUCGAAAGGCUCCCAGCAAAGGAUAUCCAGACCAAUGUCUACAUCAAGCACCCUGUGUCUUUAGAGCAGUACCUGAUGGAAGGCAGUUACAACAAAGUGUUCCUCGCUAAAGGCAACAUCCCGGCAGAGAGCUACGCUUUCUUCAUUGACAUCUUACUGGACACUGUCAGGGACGAGAUUGCCAGCUGCAUUGAGAAGGCUUAUGAGAAGAUUCUGUUCAAUGAAGCCACUCGUAUGCUCUUCUUCACCCCCAAAAAGAUGACUGACUAUGCCAAGAAGCGUGGCUGGGUCCUGGGCCCAAACAACCACUACUGUUUCACGGGUCAGCAGCAGAAACCCGAAGACGCCACCAUCCCUUCAACGGAGCUAGCCAAACAAGUUAUCGAAUACGCUCGGCAGCUGGAGAUGAUCGUCUAGCGCAUGGCUGCUGCUGCGGGCCAGCACUGUGGGCUGUUCCUUUCCCUAUUUUCUCCAAUUCCCAUCCAGCUGGGUGAUCCCUUUACUUUUAUGGAUAGAAUGGGUGGGAGUAUGAAUGUCUAUUUGUCCUGGAAUGCCAGAGUAAAUGUAAGCUGGUCUCAUCUGUGUGUCAUCCAGAGUUGCAUUGUUUCUUGGGGGUCAGAUUGGGCAUCUGAAAGGGAAGAGGCAGUCUGUGGCCAUUUCUGACCUGACAAGGAUGGAAAUUCCCUUGUUGUGUACCAACCUGUUCUUUGCUAAAGUCCAGAACCAAUUGCAGGAACUUUUGGUUGCAUAGGAAAGAGACUAUUCUCUGCUUUCUGGUCAGUGUGGCUUCAAAAAUCCUCUCAGAUUUAUGUUCAUGCUUCUGUUUUGGCUUGUUCUUUUAUUUUGUACAUCACUACCACCUGUUUGGUGUGUCACUUAAAGGGAUGGCUAUAGGAGAAACAAAUAAAACACAAUUUCUACGACAAAUAUAA